Magnolia sinica is the source of this 563-nucleotide messenger RNA. RefSeq lists its product as uncharacterized. Bases 185 to 523 code for a protein of 112 amino acids. NCBI's taxonomy places the organism in Eukaryota, Viridiplantae, Streptophyta, Magnoliopsida, Magnoliales, Magnoliaceae. The transcript has 3 exons. The record is from RefSeq and is a predicted model, not a curated record.
AAACAUGAGUACUAGACGCAGGGUUAGGCAAUCUGUAGGCCCUAUGACUGAUAGCACCAGCCAGCCUUAGCUGCCCCAAACUAAUGUUGGUCCUGCCCAACCUCAGCUGCCUCAGGCUACUAGUGAUUCAACGUCCAAGAAAACAAAGACUCGAGGCCCCACAAGAUCCUUUGAUGUUUGGAAAAUGCGUGAAGGUCAACGGAUUUCUAUUUCCAUCAACGAUCUAGGGCAGCCCGAUUGUGACAAUGCUAGUAAGCUGACAAAUUUCAUAGGGACAAUAGCACGCAAUGGGGUAUAUGCCCCCCUUACAUUUAAUGAUUGGAGGGCGGUGCCAAAUGCGAAGAAAGAUGAUAUGUGGGGGCUUGUCACGUCCAAGUUUGAGUUUGAUGGUAAUGCUAAGGCUUGGGUGCUGAAGUCACUUGGUAAAAAAUGGAGGGAAUGGAAGGGCAAGCUGAAGAAACUCUACUACUCUUCUCAUGAGACUGAUGAGGAGCGGCUCGUAGAUCUUGAUGGGCGGGUCUAAGAAGAUCAAUGGAAGACUCUUGUUCAGUUUUGGAACUCUG